Molecule: messenger RNA, 942 nt
Organism: Rotaria sp. Silwood1
Lineage: Eukaryota; Metazoa; Rotifera; Eurotatoria; Philodinida; Philodinidae
Source: the annotation of a GenBank genome assembly
AUGAUGUCAUCAUCGACAAAGCCAGUAGAACACACCAAGGAAGAGUUAAAUACUAGUAAUAAAUCAUCGUCAGAAGAAGAACAUGAAGUUCAACAACGCCUCAUCAAAUAUAGCCGGAUAAUUCGAUCUGAACAUAAGACCUCGAAUGAACGUGCAUUUAUUGAUUAUCGAACAAAUCAAUUGAAAGAAAACGUUCCAUUUACCUAUUCAUCCAAUGGUCACACUCAUCUAAUAAUCAAUUCUGAUCAAGCAGAAAUAACAAGUGAUAUAAACGGAAGUGAUUUAAUCAUCAAUGAUCGAUAUAUUAUUACAGCAGCUCAUAUCUUUAACCCAUUAAUAGAAAAAGAAGAUGUACUUGUGCCAUAUAAACAUAUUGAAUUUACGUCAUUAUCAUAUGCAUCUGAUCAAUUAUUCAACACAGAUAAUACAAAUAUAUUUGAAGCUAAAAUAAUCAUUCGUGGUAUUAAUGGCAUUGGAUUACAACCACACGAAAUUUGUUUGAAUUAUGAUGAUGAUGUUGCAACUUUGAGUAUUUGCAGAUAUGAACAAAUAAAAGAUGUAUUAAUGUCCGAAAACAAAAAGGCUUUUUGUCCAACACGAUUAUUGGACAGAGCCGAACUUGAACCGAAUUCAUCAUUAUUUUUGCUGGCAUAUUGUUCAACAAUCCGAACAAAAAACGAUGUGGAAUUUUAUGAAGAAUGUCCAGGUUAUUCACUAUAUACACGAGAACAUUUGAAUUCUUCCAUGCAUCCCAACCAUCGAACAGUGUCGAUAGGAAAAUGCAUAGCAAACGACGACAUACAUAUCGUUCAUGAUUGUCCUUCAUUAUGUGGUGCUAGUGAUGGUUGCAUAUUUGAUGCCGAUGGACGAUUGGUUGGUGUGCAUACUGGUGUUUGUGAUGGUGAUGUGCAUUACAAUGUUAAUGGUGAAAGACGAUUAUGA